AAGAGAAGAGCAGAGUCGCUUUCCGAAAGGCAAACCCGAAUUGAACUGGCGGCUGCAUGUGGUGGAGUGGAGAUCUUCGCCAACGCGUGGGGACCCACCUUUGCCCACUCCGUCCCUAACACCCCAUGCACGUCUUCUUAAAUGUGUUUUUUCUUUCCCCCGUACUGUUUCACUUCAUUGCUCCCACCAAACGACCCGCCAUUAACGCGACCCCUCUCAGGAGUUGAGACCUUCCCGCGGGCUGAGUCAAGGAGAGUGGGUGUCUCUUUCUUUGUGUCAGUGGGUUUGGAGAUUUAAGAGAAAAGGGAAGAAGGGAGUUCCUGGGUUGGCGUUAGAAUGGAAGAAGAAGGGAGAUCGCUGGCUGAGACGCCGACGUAUUUGGUGGCGACCGUGGUCAGUGUCUUGGUUGCUCUGGGUUUCUUCUUUCAAGGCUCUUUGAAGAGGGUCGGAAAGUGGUUAGACAAGACUAAGAGGAAAUCUCUCCUUGCUGCUUUGGAGGAGAUUAAAGGAGAGCUUAUGCUUUUUGGGCUCCUGUCGCUGCUGAUGGGUCAUUGGAUGGGACUUGUGACAAAGAUCUGCAUCAAAUCCUCGGCCUUAAGCAGCCGAUUUUAUCCUUGUGCAAGAGGUGACUUUAGAACCAGGGACCAUGUUCUCUUUCCGAAUUCAGUUUACCCGAACAACUCGAAGGAGCAGGUGAUUGCUCGGGAGAAUAAUUUCUGUCCUGAGGGUCAUGAAUCUUUUGCUUCAUAUGAAAGUCUUGAGCAGCUUCACCGUUUCUUGUUUGUCCUGGCGACCGUCCAUGUUUCUUACAGCUUUGCAGCAAUUGUGCUUGCUAUGAUUAAGAUAUAUAGCUGGAAAGUAUGGGAAAACCAAGCAAAGACGAUGUCCACCCAGGGAUUACGAGGAGAAGCUUCCAAAGAUAUCAGAUUGAUGCGGCUAUCUACUUUCAUUAGUCACCACACAUCACAUCCAUGGAGCCAACACAAGCUUCUGGUUUGGCUGCUUUGCUUUAGUCGUCAAUUCUGGAGUUCGAUAAACCGGCCUGACUACCUGGCACUGCGCUUGGGCUUCAUCACGACUCAUGAACUCCCUCUAUCAUAUGACUUCCAUAAUUAUAUGCUCCGCAGCAUGGAGGAAGAAUUUCGCGAUAUUGUUGGGAUUAGCGUGCCGCUCUGGAUAUAUGCCAUUUUCUGCAUAUUCCUGGACUUCCAUGGAAGCAACAUCUAUUUUUGGAUUUCCUUCCUUCCAUCAAUUUUGAUCCUGCUGAUGGGUACCAAGCUUCACCAUGUUGUUGUGAAGUUGGCUGUUGAAAUUAUGGAUUCAUGUCCCCCGACAGAAAAUCGUCAAUUUAAACUGAGGGAUGAGCUCUUCUGGUUUGGGAGGCCACGGCUUCUUUUGUGGCUGAUACAGUUCAUAUCUUUUCAGAAUGCGUUUGAGAUGACAACUUUUAUCUGGUCCCUGUGGGAGAUAAGGGACACUACUUGUUUCAUGAGUAAUCGCAGCUUGCUGGUGACCCGAUUAACGUUCGGGGUUGUCUCUCAGUUCUGGUGUAGCUUCAUUACUUUCCCUCUAUAUGUCAUUGUUACGCAGAUGGGUUCCAAAUUCAAAAAAUCGGUGAUCUCCGAAAGCGUGAGGGCAUCGCUGCACGGAUGGCAGAGGAGGGCCAAGGCCAAGCACAGCUCAUCCACUCCGCUCCUUAGUGUGGCGUCAGUCACAUCCCUGGAUUCCUUGGCAGACGACAUGGACAGAUUCGAUGGUCUAGGCCACCACCAGAUCGGCAUCGAAGGAAGCUCUCUGGAUGCAGGAGAUACGUCGUUUUCACAUCACAAUGAGUCUGAGGGACCGAGUUCCAAACCGGCCCUACAAAAUGACUAUGCCCUGGGCCGAGUUUGUUCGGGUCCUAUUUUUGACAUCUGCAGCAGUGAUGAGGACCGUGAUCUCGAUGCAUACAAUGACACAGAAGACGGGUCACAUGGCCCUUCCACCAUCCUAACGAUCUGAGAGUCAUUGUCAACAUGGAAUCUCCAGAGGAGCAGAGAUUGCCAUGAGGGAACUCUGGAGGACAUUUUUAUUUCGACCGUGUGCUCCAUUUAUGCUCAUGAUGUUUGGACACAUGCUGCGAGCGUCCCUUUCAUGCCAGAUCGCUACAGCACUAGAUGCCGAGAGGAUCGUACCAUGUAUAUAAUCUAUAGCCGCAUUAUUCGAACAGCUCUAGAUGGCUUUUUUCGAGGUGAAAUCGAGCCAUAUUCGCAG
This is a messenger RNA of Eucalyptus grandis, 2253 nucleotides long. RefSeq names its product MLO-like protein 4. Gene Ontology annotation, cellular component: membrane. Lineage: Eukaryota; Viridiplantae; Streptophyta; Magnoliopsida; Myrtales; Myrtaceae. The transcript is spliced from 15 exons. Gene Ontology annotation, biological process: defense response. The record is from RefSeq and is a predicted model, not a curated record. The coding region runs from base 337 to 2001 and encodes 554 amino acids.